CUAAUCUACUAUACAUUCAUUAUUCAUUAUUCAUUACAUUCUCGACUGAGUCGUCUGCAUUUUCUCCCGUUGAUUCACGGCUUCACGCAUCACACCAAUACAAGAUGCCUAUGAUAAAGCUGCAGAGUUCGGAUGGCGAAGUGUUUCAAGUAGACUUCGAGAUCGCCAAAGCUUCGGUGACUAUAAAAACUAUGGUGGAAGAUUUGGGCUUGGAAGAGGAAGAUGAGGAGAUCGUCCCGUUGCCAAAUGUAAAUGCCGGUAUAUUGAAAAAAGUCAUCCAGUGGGCAACCUACCACAAAGACGACCCACCACCAGCCGAAGAUGACGAAGGGCGUGAAAAGCGCACUGACGAUAUAUCCAGCUGGGAUGCGGAUUUCUUGAAGGUAGAUCAGGGUACUCUGUUUGAACUCAUACUGGCCGCCAACUAUUUAGAUAUCAAAGGCUUGUUAGAUGUCACUUGCAAGACGGUCGCCAAUAUGAUUAAGGGCAAAACACCGGAGGAAAUAAGGAAAACUUUCAACAUCAAAAAUGAUUUCACUGCUGCAGAGGAGGACCAAGUACGUAAAGAGAAUGAAUGGUGCGAGGAGAAGUAAUUGAUUUUUGUCUACAGAUGUAUGUACUUUUUUUUUUGUCAACAGCAUAAUUUUAAUUUUUCAUUCAAUAAUAAACCUGUUUUGUAUUUAUUUACUUUUUGUAAUAGGAAUUUUGUUUUAGUCGAGGUUUUAGUUUGUAUCUUAAUAUAAGGACAAUUUGGAUUAAAACAUUUGUACAUUUUA
This is a messenger RNA of Diuraphis noxia (Russian wheat aphid), 776 nucleotides long. It is a transcript of the gene SkpA, whose product is annotated as S-phase kinase associated protein 1 SKP1-related A. The record is from RefSeq and is a predicted model, not a curated record. NCBI's taxonomy places the organism in Eukaryota, Metazoa, Arthropoda, Insecta, Hemiptera, Aphididae. Gene Ontology annotation, biological process: ubiquitin-dependent protein catabolic process.